This is a messenger RNA of Acanthaster planci (crown-of-thorns starfish), 3123 nucleotides long. RefSeq names its product cyclic GMP-AMP synthase-like. The record is from RefSeq and is a predicted model, not a curated record. Lineage: Eukaryota; Metazoa; Echinodermata; Asteroidea; Valvatida; Acanthasteridae.
AAAAUGGUUUCUGCACGUAGGUCGCAUCAUAGUGCCCUAGCCUAUUGGAAGUUUUGUUUGACGUUCGCGUUGCUUGUCACACGUUCUAAGUGCAGUACAUGCACUUUGGCUCACUGCGGACCAGGGUUGUUCACUCGCUUGAACGAGUUAUCACUGUAUGCAGGGCAUGCAUCGUAAUGUACAUGUACAUGCACAUACGGUACGUGAUAGUUGUUACUAGGCCUCUUCAGUGCCAGGCUUGGUGAUAAAACCAGUCCAUGAAAUCUCAUGCGAGGAAGAUGUCGAUCUUCCAAACUGUUGAUACAGCUUGUAAAGUUUUUUAGACUGAUGAAUAUGUCCGAUGAAUGUGACAUGUUGCGGUGUAUGAUGACUGCGAAGAGUACGGAUGGAUUCAGUAAAAGUUCAAUCAUUAUGCUGUUGCCUCUCAAACGGCUUCAUGCAAAGCCAGACUGCGAAGUUACGAAGUCAAUCAUUUCCACCUGAUACCAAUCAGUUUUAGAGGAAUAGCUACGAUGAUGUGAGGGUAAUAAAGUGUGUAAGUCUACGACCUAUACGGUGAGCACGGGUGACUGGAUCCGCACAAAGAUGUGUACUCUUGAAAAGCCUGUAAUUCCCAAAUCAGAUAUAAAGUAUUUUCUCCAACAUCGAUGGGACGAGACACCUGCUGUGAGUCAGCAGUUAGAUGGCCUGAAGGGAAAUACAACCAUUCGUGAUGCCUUGGACGAUUUCUACACUAGAGAGGUUGCAAUUCCUGAAACUUUAUCAGCAUUAAGGAAGGAGAAACUAGAUCAGAUCUUACCUGGCCUGAUUGCUCGAAUCCAGCGAAACAAUUCAAGAGUGAGAUGCCUGGAGCCUAUAUAUGUUGGAAGUAUUGCAGAAGAAUUAAAUAUAAGGAAGGACAGCGAUCUAAACAUAAUUUUACCUCUAUCAGUGGUUGGAACAAUUACGCCUAUCCCUGCAGAUCAUAAACCCGGAAUGUAUGAACUAAAGCUUCCUCGUUUGUUCAACAUAAAGGAAAUUAAUGAAGAUCGAUGGACAGGUUGGCGAGGAGAACGUGACUGUUUGUCACCCGUAUUAGCUAACCUGAUGUUCAGAAAGUUUAUCGCUAAAUGGCGUGAUGUCAGACAACAUACUGGAACAGUGGUGGAACCAGGUACUGAUGCUGGCAAAACUUCACCAGUUCGUAUUGUAAUCGCUUUCAGUGAUAAGCCAGUGUCUGAGAACAAUGACAUCCUGUCCAUUGAAAUUAUUCCUGGAAUAGCAAUCGGCAAAAAGAGUUCUGGUUACCGAAAGUUGUUUGUUGCAAAAGACUUCACCUUACGUAAUUCCUGCCAAGACUUGCUGUGGACUGCCGUGACAUACGAAAAUGAGAGGGUACUUUUGUACAAAGUGAACAAAGCGGACGACGGUUGCAGAUUAAGGGUUUUGAAGAUUCUUAAGGCACUAAGACGCAAAGAUGAAGCACUUGCCCAGCUCACAACCUACCAGAUGAAGCACGCCCUCUUACAUCUGUGUGACGAACAAGUUGAUCAAACUCAAUGGCAGAAACGAAAACUCGAGCAAUGCUUUAUAGAAAUAUUAGGAAAACUGGUCGAGUUUGUUGCGAAAAGAGAAUUACCUCAUUUCUUUCUUGACAAAUUGAAUCUUCUCGACAAUAUUCCAGAGAAAACGUUGGCAAAAAUAGAAAGCCGCUUAAAGGUGCUGUCCAAGCGGGAGAAAGAGCUUGGAAGACUUCUCCAGAAGGAAUGAGAACGUUACUCCAGUUCACAUCACACAGCUUCGAAAGAAUCAUCUACUAUUUUGACCAUCUUUCGUUUCGGAGCGAAACGAAACAUUCCAUUGUUGAAAGUUUACUGCAUGGUUGUUUAUAGAUAAAAAAUGCUGUAUUAUCGCAUACAUGACCAUACAUUUGAAGACGGAGGGCGGUGAUGUGGGAAAACUGCAGUUUUUAUAUUUUUUUCUGUACUCCAAUUCUUCAGACAUAAAACACUAAGUUGUACAGGGGCUGUCUUGGAAUACAAAAGUUAAAAACUGUCAUCCGAAGAUGCGCAUGACCAGAUGAAUAACACGAGAGCUUGAGAGCCAUGCAGAAUAACGGUUCCUUACUUUGGUCGCGGGGGGGGGCAUUAGGUUUUCAUGCUAUUGAUAAAUUAUUAUUUUAUGUUCAGAGUUUGCGUACCGAAAGUUCUCUGUAUAUUUUGAAUGAACAUUUUCCUUUUCUUCCUUUGCAAGCGGAGGGGGGGUAGAAACAGAUGCUUCUUUAUUCUCUCGAUAAAAGAAGUUACCGAAUAUUUUCUGUAUGUGUAAGAAAACGUAUGCAUUUGGUUUGUUCGUUUUGCUAUUUGUUGUUUAUUUUCUUCUUCGUUUUUAACCGUCUUGUGAGAAACCUACUUGAAAAUGACUCUUUACCCCUGUGAAAUCAACCUCGCUUUGAAAUAUUUUUUCAGAGCUUCCGUCUCCAGUCUUUUGCACUAGUGCUAAUUCGUUUGUAUUAGUUUACAAGUGUAAAGCAAAAAGCACUGCAAAGGAGGCCAGAUGCAGGAAUUGUUAGGGGAAGUAUCAGUAAUUUUCUCAUGGUGGAAAAAUUUGAGUUAUUUCCAUGCAGCUUUAAAAAACAAAACAAAACUUUUCUGAGAGGUGCGUUUAAAUUUGGUGCAUUAUUAAGCGCUUUAGGAAAAGAAAGUAUAUAAAAUAUUUUUAAAUCUCGUCGUUCUGGUCGAUAUGUCUGUUGUUGAGAGGAGUCAUUACCCUUUGGCUUUUGAGACCGUUGGCGUUUGAUCCGUCAAUGAUUAGACUUUCCGUGGCUGUUUUAUUGGAUCUCAUCACUGAAACCUGAGAUCUCCGGCGGCGGAACGAAUUGUGAAGUGGGGAGGGGGUGGUAGUUGUUAGACCAUCAGGCAUUAGCCAUUAAUAGGUCGAUGCACUGAACCCCACCCAAUUAUAGGACUUGCAAAAAGUGUGUGGGGGGGGUAGGCCCUCAAUUGAAAAAAUGCGGGGGGGGGCACUGGCCCCUCGGCUUCCGUCGCCAGUGCCCUGAGACUCCAUUUUCCCCCCAGGUGUUCGAAAUUCGGUUGGUUACUUGUUCGGUUUGAACAUUAACAAUGCUUAGAGUGCAUUUUGUAA